Stylophora pistillata is the source of this 2885-nucleotide messenger RNA. Its product is annotated as kelch domain-containing protein 3. Lineage: Eukaryota; Metazoa; Cnidaria; Anthozoa; Scleractinia; Pocilloporidae. The record is from RefSeq and is a predicted model, not a curated record. Gene Ontology annotation, cellular component: cytoplasm. Gene Ontology annotation, molecular function: protein binding; chromatin binding.
AAAUUUUCUGCAAGGCCCAUUUGCUGGCAACAAACAAUUGUACUUUGCUUUUAGUCUGAAGCGAUUCCAGCUUAUUUCGUUUUAAGAAUUCUUAGAAGGAGGUCGACGAGUAGUUUAGUUCAACAAUGGCUAUAAGAUGGACUCAGGAGGUCGAAGGAGGCCCGCGGCGAGUGAAUCAUGCAGCAGUCGCCAUUCGAAAUCGCUUUAUAUUUAGUUUUGGUGGUUAUUGUACAGGCGAAGAAUACAACCAAAUUGUCAAUAUAGAUGUUCAUGUUUUCGAUACAGUUCCAUGCCGAUGGAUGAAGCUUCCUCCAGCAUCUUGUGAAUUUAAAGGAUGUGUUCCAUACAUGAGAUAUGGUCACAGUGCAUCAGCCAUAAGUGAUCUGGUGUACAUAUUUGGAGGAAGAAAUGACACACAUGGAGCCUGUAACAUACUCUACUGCUUUGACACAGGGAGCUUAACAUGGUCCAAACCUAAAGUAAAUGGAAAGCCUCCAGCUGCUCGGGAUGGCCACUCAGCUUGUGUUAUUGAAUCUAGGAUUUAUAUCUUUGGUGGAUACGAAGAAGAGGGAGAGUGUUUUUCGAAUUCAGUGGAAUAUCUGGAUACACAAACACUAACAUGGCACCAACCAAGAGUAACGUUUGGGGGCAGAGGAGAUAGACUUGGGCAGUACCAUUCUGGGCAGGAAGUUUACUCCAGUUCAGUUAGAGUGUUUGAUACAGUUAAGAAUUGCUGGUUUAAAUUAAACAAAUCAGGAAACAUACCCAUCGGAAGGCGGAGUCACUCUGCAGUUGCGUACGGAAAACACAUUUAUGUUUUUGGUGGUUACAAUGGGAUUCAGAGGAAACAUUAUGGAGAGGUGUUUAGUUUAGACACAGAUACCAAUGUUUGGACAAAACUGGACAUUUCAGGACAUGGGCCGUGUCCACGAAGGAGGCACUGCUGUUGUUUGAUAGGAACCAGAUUGAUGAUCUUUGGCGGAACAAGCCCUGCCGCAGGAGAACCAGCUGACGAUGAAUAUCACCUUCAGGAUCAUUCUGAUCUGUACAUCUUAGAUCUUGAGCCGUCACUUCGGACAUUAUGUAAACUAGCUGUUAUUCAGUACAAACUGGAUCAAACACCUCUUCCCAAAGUACUCAAAACGGAGCUGAGUAUCAUGGAAGCCGGCAGAAGUUCUGUACGAUCCUCACAAGGAUAGCAAAGUUCAAGACGUGUUUGUUAAUUGUGACUUCCAUCGCACGUGCACGUGGGCUUCACGUGCAUAGUGGGUCCAUGUGUGUCACGUGGAGGAAUCAUCACGUAGAUAGCUUGGCGGGUACAUCAUAGAUAAGGCGUGAACAUAAGCCUGGGCUUAUCGAUCCUCUUCCUGUUGGACAUUUUUUACAAGAGCUUUUUAGAUAAGCAUACACAUUGUACAGCCGAACAACUUUGGGAUAGCUUUUGUAAACACUGCACCAACUUAUUCUCAACAACCUAUUAUGUGUUAUAUAUAAGCUUUGGAUCUCGGUCCCGCUUUGAGACAAACUCUCACAGAUACUUAGUACACAUUUGAAACACGCAGUGGAGGGACCCCCACUCGUCUCUCCCUCAUCAAAAAGGCAGUGAGACCAGUUCGUAUGCGCAUAUUUACACUUUAGCGCAACCUCAGGUCAAAGGAUAUGCUGAUGGGUUUUUGAUGCAUCACGUAAGAUUACUAAGAUGUCGUUAUACGUAAGGUCUCUUCUCCACUGAUUCAACUUACAACCCAAUUAAGCAGUACAGCUAACUCAUUAACGCAAAUACAAUCUACCCUAAAUCUAAAUGUCUAAUCUGCAAAGGACAAUACAGCCCAUCUUCAGCAGAUAUACCCACCCAUCUCAUCCCAAGGGAGGACAUCCACCACACAGUAAUCUCGUGCGUGGAAAAUUAACUUCUCCUACUCCUACAUGAUAAUGCCUUUUCUUAGCUAAUUUAAAGCAGUUUUCUAUACAUCAGCUAUCUUGAGUAAUACCGCUACAUAGUUAUUCGAGAUCUUGACAUUUCUCCGAUGUGACGCCAUUUUAGAACUGGUGACUUUAGGAGUGACCGCCAAAUGAGUUACGUCAUCUCAUCCAACAUGGCGACUUUUGGUCAUAUGAAUCCACAUUCUUCAACAUAAAGAAUUUUAUAGGUUGUUCGAAUAGUUUUUUUUUAAUCUUAGGCAUUUUAAGUUUCAUUAGUAGCCAUUUAUAACGCUAGGACAUGGUAUUCGACCGAUAUAGGGGAUAAUUAUUUUAGUUUUGGUUUUGUUUACCUUCAUGUUGGCUAUAAUUUUAUUGCAAAGAAUUAAUGUUAGUAAAAUAAGAACUUGAAUAGGAGAACUGCUCUUUGUAUAUAUUAUUCCUAAAUAACUUAUGUGUUGUAUGUUGUACUGUCAGACAGUUAUAAUUACUAGAGUCCAAAUUGGAACAGUUGCUUAUAGCUAUGGAAAAAAUAUUUUUACUUUUAUAUGCUUACGAGUGCUUUAAAUUGGAAGUGAAUUGUAUUAUAUCUUAAAAGAGACAAUUGGGAAUUUAUUUAGAGGGCGAGAGGAAUUUCUUUUUAAAAAUAUUCAAUUUAUAAUGCUUUGUUAAUAUGUAAAUUUUCAGAGAACUCGUUUGUUAACUAAGUUAUUACAGUAUAGGGUAAAUUUAUUAAUUUUUUUGCACAAUUUUUCUUUCGUUGAUUUUAUCGCUAAGUUGCAUAUUUCUUCAAGAAGAAAAGAAUAAUUUUUGGAGUGAAAGUAAGAUCUCAGAUUUUUACACGGGCACGAAAUAGAAUUUUUUCCGUUUUAAUUUAAUUUUUCAAAGUUAUAACUUAAGUCUUAUUAGUGAAUUACACUGAUCUGUAUUUACAAUUGAAUUAAGAAGUUACCCAUCACAUCGAA